GUAUGCGGGCUUGAAAAUUUUUCUCAGCGCGUGAAGAGACGGGUGUAGUUCGCCCGAAAGUAUGCAACCCGACUCAAAAGGACAUCAGCUUUCGUAUCGGUCACAGUGCGGCUGAAUGUAACCAACAGAUACUGUCUGAAACUGAACUAUCCACUAACGCUUACUAAGUGAAUAACUUUCUCCAGUGAAACUCGCACGAAAAUCAAACUAACAAUAAUUUCAGGUCUAAUCCAUUUUUCUUUUACGAAAUAAGUAAAAGCGAAAGCAAAACCACACUCAGCUGCGAAGUGUAUCCGAGUGAAAGUCAAGAAGUGUUAUUAGUCCACGUUAUGUAAACCACAACAACGAGGGUGGCUUUCCGCCGAAGCCGAAGAAAUCGAAGAGGCAGAAUGAAACUAGCACAUCGUAGUAUGUCCUCUGUGACUGUACACAUGAAUGUUUAGUGGGAUUCAGUUUCCUUUGUGGAGUAGUAGAAAAAAACAAGAAUAAGCAUACUUCGUACCGUUCUAACGUCACAUGAUUUUACGAGCCAACGCAGCCGAUGAAGAAGGGUGUUUGCAGCUAUCGGGGAAAAGCAUAUUUUUCGCCUCAUUUCCCCAUCAAUAUUGUACGAACGGGCGUAUAGAAAAACUCGUUAAGUGAAUAAACAUUGCCUCCGCGUACGGAAGGAUUAGAGUUGGGUGGAAUAGGCGGGGAAAUAUUGCUGUACGAUUAUAGAAAUGAAUGCGUUCUGGGUAAACGACUCCCCUUUGGCCGUUAGUUAGUGCUGCUACCGGUGUACAGUGGGACGAAACUAUCAACCAUUUGCACUUACCGUUGGCGCCAUCGUCUCUGGCCAGCUGCCGGAAAGCGGAAGUUUACUGCUGGGAAAUUCUGGCUCGCUGCAAUGAAUGGAGCAGUAUUUUAUGAUCUCUCUAAUGCCAUUUGAUACGUCAUAGUCGUAAAAUUAAACAAUUUAUUCGCUACUUUGCAUAAGUGUUGAACAAGGUGCUCCUGGUCGUUCGGUGAGGAUAGCCCAGAACUGGCUUCGUUCUUGUCGUUGUACAAUAACUAGAACGAGAGAACGAUACAAACCAUGACAUAAUUUCAUAUUUUCUCGUCGAGACAUCGCAGUGGUUCUACAAGUGGUGUGAUGAAACAGUUUUGAGGGCCCGACCAGUACGGGCUCCUUUGAUAUAUGUGAAUUCUACAAAGUCGUCCCCGAAAAAGAUCCCAUCACGUGUUGAGCGGCCAUCAAUCAGGCUAUACUGUUACUAGCUGACAGAAUUUGGUAAUUAUCGUUAAUAGACGUGCUAGAAGUUGAAGUGUUUUAUUAAGACAUUGGAAAAAGCAAUGGAUCGUUGAUGUCAUCAAAGCUGUUAUAUGGAAAUUCACGCGAGGAAGAAGCAUAUCGAUAAAAAUUUAACGUAUUGCUGCAUUUGAGAAGUACAACUACACACUAGGUGGCAUUGGAUAUUCGUUGAUUUUAAGCUAAUGAGUUCACACUUUUGGCUCGAUUAAUUUGAAGAAAUGAAACAGCAUUCAAUGUUGCCACAAGUUUUUUGACGAAUGUAGAUGGUAGAUGGUAAGCGCCGUGACCCGCCCACUUUUGAAUGUUGUCAGGUGAAAUUUUGAUUCGAUCGCCAUUGAGCGUGGUGCUGCUACCACCACCCUCAUUAAUUGACCUUUGUAGAACUAUGGCGGCUAUUGCCACGCUCGCCAAUCAGCAAAAUAUCGAUGAUGACGACAUUUUCCUAGGUUUUUACUUUUGGAACCACGAGAAAGCUGUUCAGUCAUCACCGAAAACGGUUUGCUGAGCUACGAAAAUCCAAACUACCACAUGGAUCCACUGCGAAUGGAGCGCAACUCGCACCUUUAUGAGGAAAUCAUUUCUGAACUGCAACAGCAAGGUACAUUGCGACCAGCCGGUGCAGUAAACUUGGUUCGAGACCCUAACCAAAUGCUGGGAGGCAACAGGAAAGGAUAUUUGGAUAUUGGAACAAUGGGUGUCGACUCUAAGGAAGUUGACGGGUCACCAAAACACAAACAAAAACUACUGGACGGAUCACCCAACGAAUCAGAAAUGCAAAAAGAUGAAGUUUCAGAAAAAGAAGAAAAGACAGAGGAGGAGAUCCAGCAUAUAUCUGGAACAUUGAAUGCGGAGGACUUAUAUGCGUUGCCAAAUAAAAGGAAACAGGAAGUCGGUGAGAUUCCUCCCGAGGAUGAGGCGGACGAUGAUGUAGAUGAAGAGAAAGGGAAACAUGAAGACAUUGAAGGUAUUGAAGAAAAAGAUGAAACAAAGGAUCUACCCCCGGGAUGGGAGAAACAUGAAGAUAAUGGCGGUCCUUACUAUUGGCAUAUUAAAUCGGGAACGAUUCAACGGGAACCGCCGAUAUGGCCCAAGGAAUCAUCGAAAGAUUUUAGUAAACCUACAGCCGUUCCGACCCCUCGUUACGUGCAAAAUUCAAUGUUCUCUCAAACACUGGUUAAUCUCUAUGGUACCCCUAAGCCGGAAUCAAGCUCGGUUUCGUCCAGCAACGGCCGGUUGCAUGAAAGUAUUACGUCUGUUACACGUAGCAGCACUAGUUCUGCUCUGGAUCAAGAAGAUGAGCGCCGACGGAGGGAGGAUAUCGCUUUAAAACGCCGUAGCUUUCCGCUUAAAUCGGACACUGAAAGACCAAUUCGUUUCGCGGUUCGAUCACUUGGUUGGGUUGAAAUUGCCGAAGAAAAUCUAACACCAGAGCGUUCCUCUAAAGCGGUGAACAAAUGUAUCGUAGAUCUGUCACUGGGUAGAAACGAGCUACUGGACGUUGUUGGCAGAUGGGGUGAUGGGAAGGAUUUAUUCAUGGACUUAGACGAAGGUGCUUUAAAAUUAAUUGAUCCUGAAACGCUGACAAUACUGAACUCGCAGCCGAUUCAUACGAUUCGAGUGUGGGGAGUAGGCAGGGAUAAUGGAAGGGACUUUGCCUAUGUAGCGCGGGAUCGACUUACCCGGAUUCACAUGUGUCACGUAUUUCGGUGCGAUACGGCAGCCAGGACGAUUGCCAACACAUUAAGAGAUAUCUGCAAACGGAUAAUGAUUGAACGGUCCCUCCAGCUCGAUGCCAACAGUUCUAGCUCGAGCAGUUCCCGCUGUGCUAUUCGUCCCACUGAUCUGCCGACCGAACAUCGCCGAUGGAUACGACAUCCUUCAUUUCCCACUCCGAUGGAAGAACCGAAAAAGGUGCUCAAAGCUCAGUAUCUUGGUUCGAUGGAAGUGAACCAACCUACCGGAAUUGACGUCCUGAAUGAUGCCAUCGACAAGGUGGCAGCCGGUUGUCCGGUGGAAAAUUGGGAGAACGUUAACGUUUCGGUGGCGCCCAGUAUGAUUAGUGUGAACACCUCGGAUCCCGAAGCACGACUUUUGUGCGAAUGUCGAGUGAGAUACCUUAGCUUUCUAGGAAUCGGACGGAAUGUCAAAUACUGUGCAUUCAUUAUGCACACAGCUCAGGAUAAAUUUUUGGCACAUGUGUUUCAUUGCGAACCAUCCAGCGGGGCACUUUGUAAGACGAUAGAAGCUGCGUGUAAGCUUCGGUAUCAAAAAUGUCUUGAUGCCCAUCCUGAAGGAAACGGUCGCUACUCGGCUGAUUCACACACUCCGGGAAAAGGAAUUGGUGCGACUUUAAAAAACUUGAUGAGCUCGUUCUCACUUAAAAAGGAUAAGGCCAGCUCCUGAGAACGAGCUAAAUCACUGCAGUAAAUCAAGCCCCCGAUUGUAAUUUAGGAAAUCUGGCCACAGACCCCGGAGCGGGAGGUAAUCCCCCAUCGGCACCUGCAGUCUCCACUGAUAAACAAGAAAAUCUUCGAGUAUUCCAACAGUCCGUAGCAUAUGAUGCUGCCAGUAGCCUGGCAAAAAACUGCACUCAUCACCAGCGUAAGCCGCAAACCAUCCUCAUCCGCGCUGUCCGCUGCAUCGGCCGCAUCGACGGAAACGAUCCCCACAAUGGAAUCGCACAUUUACAGCCAUCGUGUCGCUAUUGCCGCAGUCACAACCAGAUACGGCAAUCAUCUUAGUACCAGUACUGCUACUACCACUAACAGUAGAACUAAUUACGAUAGUGAUAUUAUUGAUGCUAUUACCGACAGCACUACCAAAACCACCAAUAGAUCUACUAUCAGCGACGUAGCCUCAGUGAAUUCAUCAUUGCUGCCAUCGUCGACGGGUUUUCCAACGGAUUACCGGGAACAACCAUCGACGGAUCGGUCGGGUGAUCCCAGUAGUAGUUCCGACGAUGGACGUGAGUCUAGCAAUUCUAGUAAGCUGAACUGUGUGAUAGAAGAAUGCUUAUAAUUGUACUUGUAUGUGUGUUGAUAUCGAUUUGGUUUGGUUGCUGCCACAGCAAAAAAGGCUCAACAGGGUGGGAAGCUUUUCAAUUGGUGGAGAUUUUCUUAGCAGUUUUUUUUAAAAUUUCGUCUGGCAGCUAUAUGUGAAUCUGAUGAAUGGUAAUCUAGGAGGAAAUUUUCAGUAAAGAUUUAGGCAGGUUAUCGGUUGUGUAUAGUUAGAGGAACAUGUCUAGGGUAAUUCAAUCUGUCGAUAGAGAAGUCUAAUGGCAUCCAUUGUUAAAUCAUUCAACAGAAUCAACUACCGAAUUCUUCUAUAGAAGGUAUUAAGACAGGGUGCAACUCAAAAGUUUAUUCACUAGCUAUGCUUCAAUUUUUGUGAGUCUUAUGAGUUAAAUUUAAUUUCUGUGCGUGAUCUUCAAUCAGGAAUGUGUUCCCAAUAGGGUGGGACAAAAUUUAUAUUUCAGCUAUGAAAUGAAUUAAGGAGUGUAUCGAAAAGUAGUUAGCAACAUUGAUUAUUGAAUAGCGAAAAAAAAAAACAUAUUUGACAUCAGUUUUCGAUAUAUUGUAGAAAAAUUACAUUUUUAUGCAUUUCACAGAUUAUAUAGAAGAAAAUCUUAGUUUAAGUGAAACGCUCGCACUUUGGACUUGACAUUCUUCAUUAAAUUCUGCACAGUUACUUUUGUGACUGUCAAGUUUUUUUUUUGAACUCCGGCAUGCCGCUUGACAAUUGCCCAAUACCUCUCAAUUGGCCGAAGAUCCGGGCAGUUCGGUAGGUUGAUGUCCUUUUCCACGAAUUGUACAUUUUUUUUUGACAGCCACUCUAGAACGGCUCUAGUUGGCGUAGUGGGCUGAAGCCAAAUCCGGCCAGAAGAGAGGAGGAGUCUUAUGCUUUCUGUACAGUGGCAGCAUUCUCUUCGUCAAACAUUCUUCCUCGUACACCUUGGCGUUAAUUGUGCCCUAAGUGAAGAAAAUCGACGACCGCAAACCACAGGUACAAAUUGCUUGCCAGACCAACACCUUCUGCCCAAACUUUUCCAUCGUCACCGUGGUGUCAGCGUCCUGGUACACCGAUUUCGUAUAAUAUUGCGGUCCGGGCAGCGCUCGAGAGUCUUCCUUGGCGUAGGUUUCGUCGUCGAUCAGGAUGUAUCCGUCUUUAUUCUGUAGAAUCCGGUUAUACAGUUUUCGCGGUCUUGUUUUGGUUUGAACUUGCUGUACCAGGGACUUUUUCGGCACCUUCUGUUUCUUGUACGUUUUCAGGGAGUUCCGAACUUUGAUCCGUUGAAUCAUACCGAUGCUGGUGUUGAACUGCUUGGUCAAAUCCCGCGUCGACGCCGAUGGGUUUUUCCUGAUGUACUCAACCACUUUUAAAUCCCGGCCGGGCUGGCUGGGACCCGUUUUCCUACCGGAUCGGGGCAAAUCCUUCAUGGAAAGGGUCUUACCGAACUUCUCGAUAAUAUUUUUAAAACUGGUGUGGUGCACUUUUACCCGUUUUGCAAUUUCGUUGUACGUGACACCACUUUCUGAGCACCAAGUGUGCAGAAUUUUCUUUCGCGUUUCCGGAUCAAUUCGACUCAUCAUUGAAACGAUAAACCGUACCGAAACCAAUCGAUUGCGCAGCUGUUAUUGACAUGUAAACAAACAUGUCACCGCAAAACACGCUGCAAAAAAUUAAGCCAUUUCAGAGUAAUAAUUGUUUGAAUGUUGCUAACUACUUAUCGAUACACUCUUUAUGCCAAUUUUUAGCUUGAUCGGUGAAACUUUAUUUUCGCACCCGAGGUCUGUACGGCAUUUAGUAUUAGGAAAUUGACUUUUUGCAAAAAAAUCGUCUGGCGAUUUAAUCAUAUAAUGCAUCACUGCUACUGCUAGUGCUCGUCAUAUGAUAUGACUUUCUUUUACUGUGCUAUAAUGGUUAAUCUGAGUAGUUUGGUGUCUACACGACAAUUACUCAGCAUACUAACGGUCCAGCUGAUUUUUUUUGUAAAAUGUCAGUUUCCCCAUAUUAAAUCUCAUACAAGAUUUGAACCUCGUGCGCGAAAAUAUAGUUUUACAGAUGUAGCUGGUGUAUUUUCGGAAUUGCAAUUUGUCGGAUUAGAUCGUUCCGCCAAAUAUUCAAUCCAAUACAUUUUGUCUAUAAAACUGAAGGAUUGAUUAUGUUUAUUCCAUUCGUGUAUUGUUGGAUACCAAAGGCGGCACUACAACUAGGUUCUAUUGCUUAAAUUGGACGCGGCUCGAAGGCGUUAUAUUCUUCGCUGAUUUGACAUAUACUUGAGAAAUAUAGCUUAGUGUGAAGUCCGUAUCAGCUUCAUUGGAACAUAUGAAUUAAGCACGCUCAGAAAUGAUUUGUUCGUCUUGCUCUAGGGAACCUUUCCUGGUGAAUCCCUGAAUUUUCUUUCGUAUGCCGAUCGUUUAGGUCUGAUCCGUUUUGACCGGAACGCCGAUUGGAUUUACAUUCCCAUUCUUCAGUAACAUUUUCUUCCACUGAUCUCAUGUAAAUAUUACCUGAAACCUGUUUAGUUUGGCAGGUCAUACGAAUAUAAGUAGUACUAAAACAAAAGCAAUAUUAGAUAUAACACUUUUAUUGACUUAGCCAUUAACUAAAACCAGUGUAAACCUAGGUACAGCUACAAUUAACAAGGACACCAAUACACUCCAAAAAUAAAUGAAGACGAAUCAAGAGAUGAACACGCGUCGAUACUUGCUCGAUUUUAUAUAAGAUUUGAAAAGUAUCAAAAAAUGGCCUUGCUUAAGUCAUUACAAUAUUGCUGUAUCAAAGGCAAUAUGCAAGGAUACGGGAUUCAUAGAACAGAGUUCGCACGUCUUGAAUGAGGGUAACUGAUGGAUUGCCCCGGUUUUGCCUUUCCGAGUAAAGUUUGCAAUGGAUCACCUUUAGAAUAUUGCGCGUCUGCUCUAAAGUGUAAAACUCGAGCAAUCCACGCCACCAGUGUUUCUCAAUGAAAAACACCAUAAGCUACCGUCAUUCUGGCGUUUCUUUGAUCUGUUGUAAUGACUUAUCGAAGGCCAUUUUAUGGUAUUUUGAAAUCGAGCAUGUUUUGACGCGUGUUCGUUCCUUAAUUCGUUUUUAUUAUUUUUUUAGGGUGAUUUGGUGUCCUGUAGCUGUACUAAGUUUAACUUUGUUUUCAGUUAAUGGCUCAGUCAAUAAGUCUAUUAUGUAUUGUUUCAAUUAUUUUUGUUUCAGUAGUACUGAUAUUUGCAUGACUUACCGUAGUAAGCAGGUUUAUGAUUAUAUUCACUUGCGGACAGCUGAUUUUUGUAAGUGACCAUCGAUUUACAUGGAUAUAUUGUCUUCUGAUCAAAGGUCACAUAAAAUGAAACCGACUUUUUUGAGUGAGAUUUGGUUCACAUGAACAAAGAGGAUUGUGUACAAGGCCGUCACUUAUAGCGUUAUAUCUCCGGAACCGGAAGAGAAUUUCGAAUUUGAUCCACUUCAAAAGUCUCCAAGAAAAUUGUGCGGAUGGAAAAAUUUUUGAAAGGUACAUAAACACAAACACACACCCACAUUUUCCGAUUUCAUUGAGCUAAUUCAAAUAGUAUACAACACGUGGGGGUUCCGGAGCUCCGAUCGAGAAUUAGGUUUUCUAACAAUUCUAUUAUUUUUCAAUAAAGAUAGGCAAAACAUAUUUCAACAUUCAUAUUUUAAAACUUUCGCCUAGUAGUGUGUAUGAUCCCGCAAAAUAAUACAGUCUCCUUUCCUAUAGAACUGACUGUAUUUUGCGCUAUCAUUAUUAUUCAGUUGGAUCAUCUGUAUUUUCUCUUGCUCGAGGACCGAUCGACUUGUGAAUAGGUUCACUGUAUUGGUAAAACAGUGGUUUUCCCAUAAUACUGAGGAUAUUACUUUCCAGCUGACUGUUUUGUCUUUGGGCGCUUUUUACGUGGUUCACCGGAUGCAGUCCUCUCAGAUGAUGAUCGUUUUGAUUCCAGAGUGAAUUAACGGAUCCAUGUUUCAAUCAUUGUCACACAUUAAUGGGAAAAUCUGAUUGAUUACUUGUAAACAUGACCAAACACUGCUCUGAAUCAUCAACACGUUGUUGUUUUUGAUUGACUGUAUCUAUAUUUACUGUCACUUUUUUCUGAUUAACCGGAAUGUCAUGAAAUUUCACAAAUCGUUUAUUGAAAAUUGGUACUUUAUAAAAGCCAUAUAGAUUUGAUGAUGAUAGCGCCAUAUAUGUGACAGUCACGCGACUUAUUUAGUGAACUGUAUCAUAUUGUCUUAACAGAUGUGGUAAGUUCAGACGCAAGACACUUCUAAUCGAAGUCUGGCUAAAUUUUGAACUUUUGCUUAAAACGAUAUGGUUUUUAGAAGAUUCACGCAUUUGACUAUCUCCAACUUGGUCUCGGUGAAUAUUCAUGAUCGGUGUCAUCGAUAGUCAUUCCUUUAUCCGAUGCGAGAAUAAAUUUUCAACCAUUUGUGAGGAAAUUAUUCCAAUUCAAGAUUCAAAAAUCAUCAAUUCCAUAAAAUCCUGUCAAAUUUUACAUUGAAGAAUUACGAGUUUUAGUUUGAAUGUAAUCUAAGGGCCAAUAAUGACCGCUUCAUUAUCGAACAGCCAACCGUUUCACCUUAUUCUGAGGAAUGUUUUCCCAUCGCUCACACUCAUGUUCUAGUGUUAAAAACUUAAGUUCACUAUCGACAGAUUUUUGGUGGAACCCUAUGAAUUACACUGAGUUUGAUUGUAGUGCUAAGUUAGGACAUGAAAGUACGAACGAUUUAGAAAGAAAGCAGAAGGGACAGUUUCUGAUGUGGAAAGAUUCUAGUUUUAGCUGUGAGGAGUUAUCCUACAGGGUAUUAUGUACGUCUUGGUUUGAUUUGUAUUGAGUUUUAGUAAGACUAUUAUAUGUCUGAAACGUUAGAAUAGACGUUAUUUACGAAACCGGUGGAAAGUAUUCUAUAAUCUAGAUAAGUAAAGUAAAUCAUCAAGUAAUUACUACGCGCUUCUAUUCAAACCAUCCCAAUACGAAACGAAGGAUACAUAUCCAACUUUUUCUGAGGAACUAAAUCAUUUGGUGAUUUCCGUUCUCGGAGGUGUAUUAUUUGAAUACGCGCGAAGAAAUAUUUUUCAGCUAUUAGAUGUCAGACUAAAGUUGUAGUUGUUUGUUCUUUUUACGCUAGUCCAGUGUAAUUUAUGUUUGUAAAGCAGGACCAAUUUUCGAUUCCACAUGAACUAUACAAGUAAAAGCAGAUACGCGUUUUCUGCAAACGCAAGGUAUUUACACCGAAAAGCAAAACAUUGCCAUAAUGAAUCUGUCGUGGAUGACUGUGACCACAUAUAUAAACAGUAAUGAAGCUAUCUUGAAAAUAGAAACAAUCGAUUAAGUGCUUGAAAGUAUGUAACAUGAUUUAGAAUGCAGCUAAGUUUUGUUUGUUUACGACCUAGUUUAGUUUGCACUGGAUACAAGCAGACUUGAAAUAUUUACAUAUGAAACACCAGCAAACCAUUGAUUUCGAUCCACUAGGAAAUUUGUCCAGAAUAUGUCCAUUGUAUCAAUCGAAAAACACAACAAGCUCUCAUGCAAAAUCAAUACAAAUAAAAAUAGAAAACAAUUAUAGAUUAUACAAUGUGGUAAAACAGUGUAAGCAUUCGCAUUUUAGCAGAAUUUAAGCAAAUCAUAACAGAAAUGCAGUGCACUAAAAGAGCUAAGCAAACAAACAUUUUCACAUUCACGCUAACUGCAUCCAAUCGUAUGAAUGUAAAUAAACGAAAUGAAAAGUUUCCAUCAAUAUUUCUUGCCUUCAAACAAAAAAAAGUGUAUUCAGAAAUAUAUGACAAACUAGCUGAAACAAAACAGUAUAUUUAUAAAAAAUAUAUUAUUUUUUAUCUAGGAGCUUUUGUGACAAACUAUUGGAAGAAGUCAUUCAUGUGAAGAAAUGCUAUUUAUAUUCGCCCGAAGAAAAAUAGUGGAAAGCUGCUGCACAUAGUGAUAUUAUUAAUCGAUUGCUUCAUUGAACGAACGUAAAUUUAGAAUUUAUUUCGGACAAGCCGGACAUACUGCAUAAGUUGACUGGAGUAACUGAGUGAAAUUCGAAAGUAACAACAACGUUUUUGCUAGUAAACAUUUCGAAAAUACUAUGAACAAAAAAAAAGAACAUUACUGAAAACUGCAAUGUUAGGUAUAAAGCAUCCACUCACACAAAAGCGAAAAUGCAUGGUGGCAAAGAGAAACCGCUAAAAAUGAAGGCAAAACAAAACCGCAUUAACUAAACAAUAACCAAACUAUGGCUUGCUUUUCGCACUCGUGCACAAUUGUAUUCAGAAUAAUGUCAAAAUACAAACAAAACCCGUUCGUAAUAAAAAAAAAACUGCUGCAGCAACUGGCUUGAAGUGAAAUAAUAACGACUAAAGUUUAAUGUAAGCAAAAAAAUAAAUAUGAAUCUGCUUUGUUGAUAGGAAGAACUGUAUUCACCACAUUAAUAGUUAGGCGGAGAUGACUAAGGUUGACAGGAACAGUUACACAUCAAAGCUAAUUAAACAUGAUGUCAUUGUUGUAUCGGUAUCGGUAUCGGUAACAGUAUUUUGAAUACAGUAAUAAUUGAGCUAUUUUUUUUGUUUAGAACAAAAACAUAACUAAUUUUUAAUCUAGUGGUAGCUGCGAAGUUCUGUAUGCCACAUACAGAUUAUCAGCUAGUCAUACA
This is a messenger RNA of Malaya genurostris, 10948 nucleotides long. Its product is annotated as protein Fe65 homolog. Lineage: Eukaryota; Metazoa; Arthropoda; Insecta; Diptera; Culicidae. Gene Ontology annotation, cellular component: cytoplasm; nucleus. Gene Ontology annotation, molecular function: amyloid-beta binding; transcription factor binding. The transcript has 16 exons. The record is from RefSeq and is a predicted model, not a curated record. Gene Ontology annotation, biological process: regulation of DNA-templated transcription. The coding region runs from base 1820 to 3694 and encodes 624 amino acids.